Tremella mesenterica DSM 1558 is the source of this 840-nucleotide messenger RNA. RefSeq lists its product as uncharacterized. The record is from RefSeq and is a predicted model, not a curated record. Gene Ontology annotation, cellular component: mitochondrial inner membrane; mitochondrion. Gene Ontology annotation, biological process: ubiquinone biosynthetic process. The transcript has 3 exons. Bases 1 to 840 code for a protein of 279 amino acids. NCBI's taxonomy places the organism in Eukaryota, Fungi, Basidiomycota, Tremellomycetes, Tremellales, Tremellaceae.
AUGGUCCCUGCUCUUGCCCUAGGUGUCGGGCAUACUUUAUGUCAAAUCCGACAAUCUUCUUCCACACCCCUGUACCCAGGUCAUGUACCCCUCUCGUUCGCUCAAAAUGCAUUGUUGGCAGUGGGAAGUGGUAUAAUGGGAGUGAUGGAUACGUCCCGCGGCGAUUUAAUUGCCACAUUGUCCGAAUCGACGGCGUCGACAUUCCUUCCUCGAUUACACAAUACCAUGGUUUCUCAUGCUGAAGGACGACAGAUCAUGCGGGAUAGACCUCUGGUGUCGUCUUCCACUGUGAACUUGGAAGCUUUGAAGGCGUUGAGAAGGGGAACUUUGGGAAGGGAAUACGUGGAAUGGUUGGAGAAACAAAAUGUCACUCCGGAUACUCGAGAGGUGGUCCGAUACAUAGAUUCACCCACUCUAGCAUACACCAUGACCCGUUAUCGUCAAACUCAUGAUCUCUAUCACACCCUCUUUUCCCUUCCCACUACUUUACCACACGAGCUCACACUCAAAGUUGUCGAAUUGUCCAACAUGUCUCUACCCGUAGCCGCUCUUUCUUCCCUCUUCGGUCCUUUGAGGUUAUCUUCGCAAAGACGAGAGGUGUGGAAACGUGAUUGGGUGCCGUGGGCUUUACGUACAGGUGCGAAUGGCAGGAGCCUGGUCAGUGUUUAUUGGGAGAAGAGAUGGGAGCAAGGAGUUGGAGAUUUAAGACGCGAGUUGGGGGUUAAGAGGAAUGAUAAGGAUGGAGUAGAGUCGAGAUGGAAGGGAUAUAGAGUGGUCAGAGGGAUGGAGAGAGAGUUGAGGAGGAAAGGGGAGUGGGUGGAUGAACCCGAGGAAUGGUGA